CUCGAUUCCAUCAUGUCGUUCAGCAAUCUCCGUGCUGCACGCAAGGCUAAAGACGCCAGAUCUUUUGCUACGAAUCCACAAGUGCAUAGCGCUGCCCAGGAGACAUCGGUAAAUCCAGAGCCUACCACUGUCGAGAAUGCCGAUGUCCAUAUGCAAUUCCAAGAUGAGUCUUCGCCGGACGUAGAAGCUGCACUGCAGAACUUGCACGGGAUACCUGAGUAUCUCUAUAUACGAAGCAGUCCGAGCGAGGGACGCGGUCUGUGGGCCAAGCAGCCCAUCAAGCGGGGGACCGUGAUCAUCGCGGUCAAACCACACGUAUCCGUCCUUACCACGCAGAACUUGGCCUCGUACUGCUCGAAUUGCUUCGAAGAGGCACCCGAAGCUGGACUGAAGCGUUGUGCGCAUUGCCGUGUCGUCCAUUACUGUAAUUCUGAAUGUCAGAACAAGGAUUGGGCCACUCACAAACGUGAGUGCACUGCGCUACAGGAAUGGGCGAAGCAUGCACCGGCUGCUGAGGUGUCCGUACCUUCGGACGCCGUGAGGUGCCUCGGGCGAUUGCUCUGGAAGAGGCAGAAGAAAGGGUUGGAUAGCACAUGGGCUCAACAAAUCGCGGCGAUGCAGUCCAACAGGAAAUCCUUGCAGCCUUCCGGCUACGAAUUUCACACUCACCUCUCGCACUCCUUGGUGCGGUACCUUGGUUUAUCGUCUCCGGACGGGCUUCAAGAUUUCGGCAUCAGCUCACCGGGCGAUCUGCUUGACCUGACCUCUCGUUUCGCAACGAACUCGUACUCGGUGACUACUCCGGAUCUCACGCCCAUUGGCGCCUGCGUUUCGCCGCUGGUCUCGCUCGUCAAUCAUUCUUGCUCGCCCAAUGCUGCCACUGUGUUUCCGCGCGCUUCGAAAACACCGUCUACGGACGAGCCACUGAUCUCAGUCGUGGCAAUCCGAGAUAUACAGCCUGAUGAGCAGAUAUUCACGUCGUACAUCGACACCACCCUCCCGCGAGCUCUGCGGAGACGUGAGCUGCAGGAGGGGUACAAUUUCCUCUGCAAGUGCUCUCUAUGCAAGACGCCGCCGCCAGUAGACGCAAGGGAAGCUUUGUGGUGCCCGAAGUCGUGCGGAGGCAUGUGCCCCUUGCCAAUCGAAGAGAACCCUCUUGCUCAAUGCGCGAACUGUAAGGCUGUAGUGAAAGACACCGAUGCUGUUCUGGACGCUACCAGAGUCGGGCAGGAGGGGCUGAAUAAGGCUACCGCUCUUCAGAGCAAAGACCCAGCCAAAGCCAUUCAGCUCACGACGAACCUAAUACCCAUUCUGGUAUCCGCUCAGCUCGUGCCCUCGUCCCAUCCGCUGCUUGGUCUCUCGCGCCUGCACCAAUCCCUCCUUAUAAGCGCGUUCUCGGCAUCGCCCUCUCAGGACAUCCUCGACGAAGCCAUCCGCACCGCGGCGAGGGACACAAAAGGCCUCUCCAUGAUCCUCACCGAGGGGCACCCUGUCCGCGGCGUCGCACUUGCUGAGUUUGGAAAGCUCCUCGCAGUAGACGAGAUGGAGGCCAAGCCGGCAAACACGCUCACGGACGGCCUCCCUCGCCCCGACGCCUUCCCUCCAACCGGUCCCCCGCGGCUCAAGCUUGCCUACGAAACACUCCUGCGCGCCCGGGAGGAGCUGCUUAUCGGGUUUGGGCGCACGAAUGAAGGAGGCAAGGUCGGGCGCUCGGUGCGCGAUGCGCUGGCCGCGCUGGAGAAGGAAAUGGAGGUGUGGAGAGACGGAGUCAGAAACGCACUGAACGACACGCCGAAGAGGGCGUGAUGUUGGUACGAUGCCUGAUCCCCAGAGCGAUAGGUGUGUCUGUAUGUGCGCGCUUGUAACGUCUUACCGCUCCUUGUAUGGAGUCACCAUGUCGUAUGGUCUCGCUGUGCAAUGGUCGAUCGCGGAUCUCAAC
Messenger RNA from Schizophyllum commune H4-8, 1939 nucleotides. RefSeq names its product SET domain-containing protein. The transcript is spliced from 9 exons. NCBI's taxonomy places the organism in Eukaryota, Fungi, Basidiomycota, Agaricomycetes, Agaricales, Schizophyllaceae. Bases 13 to 1806 code for a protein of 597 amino acids. The record is from RefSeq and is a predicted model, not a curated record. Gene Ontology annotation, cellular component: nucleus. Gene Ontology annotation, molecular function: protein binding.